GCGAGACCUUUUGGCGCGCUUCCAGUUCUCUUUUCGGCCCCUCCUCCCCAACUCCCCCCCUGCCGCCUCCUUCCCUCCCUCCCUUUCAAUCCCUUCUCUCUUUCCUGUCCCGCAGGCAAUCUCGAUCCUCCCCUCAGAGCUGGUGGAAACCCCCAUGGGGGAUUCUAGGGUUUUCGCGGAGCCUCGCGGGAACCCCGCCAGAUCGGGGGCGGGGAUCAUCUCAAGAAUCUGCCUCGAGAAUUUCAUGUGCCAUAGUAGCCUCCAUAUCGAGUUGGGGGACUGGGUCAACUUCAUCACCGGCCAGAACGGAAGUGGAAAAAGUGCAAUAUUAACGGCGCUCUGUGUUGCUUUUGGUUGCCGAGCAAAAGGCACCCAGAGGGCAGCCACUUUGAAAGAUUUCAUAAAGACUGGCUGCAGUUACGCAGCUGUUCAUGUGGAAAUCAAGAAUCAAGGAGAAGAUGCUUUCAAGCAUGAAAUCUAUGGAGAUCUGAUUAUCCUAGAACGCAAGAUUACAGAGUCAACAAGCUCCAUCAUAUUAAAAGACUGUCAAGGAAAAAAGGUUGCUUAUCGGAAAGGUGAACUAAAUGAACUAGUAGAGCAUUUUAAUAUUGAUGUUGAAAAUCCAUGUGUCAUUAUGAGCCAAGACAAAAGCAGAGAGUUUUUGCAUUCCGGAAAUGAUAAAGACAAAUUUAAGUUCUUUUUCAAGGCUACACUUCUACAACAAGUAAAUGAUCUUCUACAAAGCAUCACAGAAAAUCUGAGUGCUGCGACCGAAGUUGUUGAACAACUGGAAAAAUCAAUAAUGCCCAGAGUUAAAGAACUUAAUGAGUUGCAGGAGAAGAUUAAGAAUAUGGAACAUGUAGAAGAAAUAGCUCAAGAAGUGCAACAUUUGAAGAAAAAACUUGCCUGGUCAUGGGUGUAUGAUGUUGAUAGACAAAUUCAGGAACAAACUGGCAAGCUUGAAGUGCUUAAAGAGCGUAUUCCCAUAUGCCAAGCUAAAAUUGAGCAAUAUGCGGCUAAGGUGGAGGAAUUGAACAGCUUGCUUACUAGUAAGAAAUCCCAGAUUGCAUUUUUGACAGAAAAGACCUCUGAAGUAAGGAAAAGUAAGGAAGAAUUGGAGCAGAAUCUUUCAUCGGUUACCAAGGAGAGGCUUGAACUCGAAGAGGUGCAUUCCCGUGAAAUGAACUUGACGAAGAAAAUGAGCAAGCGUGUGAAGUUGCUUGAGCAGCAAAUUCAUGAUAUUCAUGAGCAACAUAUGAGAAAUACACAGGCUGAAGAAUGUGAGAUUGAGGAACGAAUAAAGAAACUGCAGGAUGAUGUUGAUGUAUAUCAUAGAACUGUUGCAAGGUUGCAGGAGGAAGAACAUUCACUAUUCGAAAAGUUAUCCGCAGCCAAAAAUGCUACCAAUGAUAUGUCUAAAGAGAUUGAAGAACAUGAAAGAAGAUAUCGUGAUUUAUGCUCACAGAUGAAUGAGCUUCAGCAACACCGAAUGAACAAGGUAACAGCCUUUGGAGGAGGAAGAGUUCUGAAUCUCUUACAGGCUAUUGAAAGACACCACAGAAAAUUUAAGAGCCCUCCUAUUGGUCCAAUUGGAGCCCAUGUGAUAUUGAUUAGUGGUGACAUCUGGGCCCUAGCAGUUGAUUGUGCUGUUGGGCGGUUGCUGGAUGCUUUCAUAGUCACCGAUCAUAGAGAUUCACUUCUUUUACGAGCUUGUGCAAGAGAAGCAAACUAUGCGAACCUUCAGAUCAUUAUAUAUGAUUUUUCUAGACCUCGGUUGAACAUCCCAAACUACAUGCUUCCUUCGACAAAUCAUCCGACUAUUCUUUCUGUUAUACAUUCUGACAAUCCUACUAUAAUUAAUGUGUUGGUGGAUAUAGGCAAUGUUGAGAGGCAAGUGCUUGUUCAAGAUUAUGAGAUGGGAAAAUCUGUUGCAUUUGAUCAGAGAAUUCAAAAUAUGAAGGAAGUAUACACUUCUGAUGGAUAUAGAAUGUUUUAUAGAGGUUCAGUCCAGACCACCCUUCCUCCAAACAAAAGGGCCAGGGGUGGCCGGCUGUGCGGUUCUAUUGAUGAUGAAAUUUACAAUAUUCAAAAUGAAGCCUCUAAGGUCAAAGAACUUGUUCAAGAAGGCAGAGGGAGGAAAAGAGAUUCUGAGGAAGCACUUCGGGAUCUUGAACUCAAAGUACAGAAUACAAAGAGGCGACGAAUAAAUGAAGAAAAGCAUUUGAUGUCUAAGCAACUUGCUUUGCGGGAUAUGAAGAACUCUUAUGCCUCUCAGAAAAAUGAUGACCCUAUGAAUGUUGAGGAGCUUUACCAAGAAAUCUCGCAAGUGCAAGAUGAUAUACAAGGAAAGGAUAUGUUACUGGAGAAACUCUGUGUAAAGAUGACCGUGGCACAAGAGAAAGCUAGUAACUUAAAAAAAUCCAUUGAAGACUUGUGUGAGUCAGCAAAAGGGGAAAUCGAUGCCAUUGAAGUUGCCGAGCAUGAAUUACUGUUGGCUGAAGAUGAACUGCGUGCCACAGAGGCUAAGAGAAUCCAUUAUGAAGGAGUCAUGCAAAAUAAGGUACUCCCUGAUAUUAAAACAGCAGAGGCAGAGUAUGAAGAGCUCCAACACAACCGUCAGGAAAACUUUAGGAAGGCUUCUAUCAUAUGUCCUGAGUGUGAAAUGGAAGCUUUGGGAGGCUGUGCUGGGUAUACUCCAGAGCAACUCAGUGCCCGAUUAAACAGAUUGAAGCAGAGGCUUCAGCAUGAGAGCCAGAGGUACAACGAAUCUAUUGAUGAUCUUAGAGCAAUGUAUGAUAAAAAGGAGCGCAAAAUUCUAAAGAAACAGAUAACCUAUGCAACUUUCCGUGAGAAGUUAAAUGCAUGCCAGAAGGCACUUGAUUUGCGCUGGAGCAAAUUCCAGAGAAAUGCUAAUCUGUUAAAGCGACAACUAACUUGGCAGUUCAAUGGACAUUUGAGGAAGAAAGGUAUAAGUGGGCACAUUAAGGUAGACUAUGAACAGAAGGUUUUAUCUGUGGAGGUAAAGAUGCCUCAGGAUGCAUCUGGCAACAGUGUUCGGGAUACUAGAGGGCUUUCAGGUGGGGAGCGCUCCUUUUCCACUCUCUGCUUCGCAUUAGCUCUUCAUGAAAUGACAGAAGCACCGUUUCGAGCCAUGGAUGAGUUUGAUGUGUUCAUGGAUGCUGUUAGUCGAAAGGUCAGCUUAGAUACUCUCGUGGAUUUUGCGGUGGCGCAAGGAUCACAGUGGAUAUUCAUCACCCCGCAUGAGAUCAGCAUGGUUAAGCCUGGGGAGAGGAUCAGGAAGCAGCAAAUGGCAGCACCUCGUGGUUAAGCAACUGUACCAUAACAUCAAGCAUUAAUACUAAAAUUGAUCAGAACAAUGUCUUAUUGUAACAUUAUUCAGUGAAAGGCCGGCAGCCAUCCGUCGCCUCAGGACAUCAUCCUGGGGUGGUUAGGAUGUCUUUUGAAAGGUUUACCUAUUGGCAUCUCCAGUUUCAUAUGGAAAAUGUGUCUGCUUUCGCUUCACU
Molecule: messenger RNA, 3524 nt
Organism: Elaeis guineensis (African oil palm)
Lineage: Eukaryota; Viridiplantae; Streptophyta; Magnoliopsida; Arecales; Arecaceae
Source: RefSeq, a predicted model, not a curated record